Messenger RNA from Mixia osmundae IAM 14324, 1783 nucleotides. RefSeq lists its product as uncharacterized. NCBI's taxonomy places the organism in Eukaryota, Fungi, Basidiomycota, Mixiomycetes, Mixiales, Mixiaceae. The record is from RefSeq and is a predicted model, not a curated record. The transcript is spliced from 5 exons. Bases 338 to 1738 code for a protein of 466 amino acids.
GCGCGUCGCGUUCGCCGAAAGCGGCGAGGAUGUCCCGGAAAUCCCUUGCCCGUUAUGGGCUGCAGUCAUCCGCCUUUAUCCUGCCUGGCUUUCGCUCAGAUCUAAUGAAGGGUCGCCUUCGACGGUGAAUGCGAUGCCAUGGCGCGAUGGGCAGGCAAGAUCGCGAUGUUGAGAUAAUUCUCCUGGCAGCUUUGCCGAAGUGAGAGAGCUGCAAUGAACAUGCCGGGCUCGACCGAUUCCCGUCUUUCCGUCGAGCGAAUGCCCAGAGGACAACAGUCGACCUGCCCAUCUACCUCCAACUGGGCGCCAUGCGCAAAGACGACCGCUCCAGUUGACAAUGGCAUUAGACGCGCUGCAGACGUCGAUACCAUCACUGCGGCUGCCCGGCAUCGCUGCAGCGUCAGCGCCUAGCGUCAAUGGCAAUGUGUGGACGCUAGUCAGUAUCGUGUCCCUCGACUUGAUCGCCCUCUUUGUCGCUUUUGCGCUGCGAUAUGCAGCCGGUCGGCAUAGAAGAGCGCUCUUCGUCAAACGAGAGACUGCCGAGGGGGUCUAUGUCGUCCCACACACCCAAUCACUCGGCGCCAUCUGGCUGACGCUCGUCAAUGCUUUACUGCUCAUGCAGCUCGUCGCAGCUCGACAGACGUUCGUGUACCAGCGAGCAAGGAGUUUGCUCCAGUUCGCCUCAUGCUUGAUGCCAUUCGCAGUCUUUGGCUAUCUCUGGACCCGCUUGACCUCGAUCGUCUAUGCUUGCCACCUAUCGAGUACAGAGGUCGCUUUCCCGCGAACAUGGCAACGGCGCAUCUUCCAUUUUGGGCCCAGAUUGCUCAACAGGUUAUGCUGGCUCACGCCUCCGCUCCUGGCUGUACCCAUACUUGCGCUGUCGCUCGCUUUCCCGAUAACAUUUGCGAAAAGCCAGUCCCUUGCCCAAGCUAUUCUUGCCGCAGACACACCACAGCCUCUGCUCGCACAACAGAGCGAGCACCUCGUGUCCACUGCGGACACAAUGUUUAGCAUUCUCUGGUCGAUCUGGGCCACCGUCUUUGUGCUGCUCGGUAUACUCCUACUGAUCUACUCCGCGCAUCUCUUCAGGGCGAUCCGAGCUUCGAGCGCGCACGUCGUCGCAGACUCGAAUUCUCGGAUCCCUUCGGAAAUGCCGCCCCUGCCGGUAAUGAGCAAAACGGAUCGGCCGGCGGUAUCGCGCGAUCCGUCAGCCUUUUCCAAGAGGUUCUCCGGGCUGUCUACGCGCAAGUACACUCUGCAAGAGUCGCUGCGAGAAUCUAGCCUGGAGCGCUAUGCGGAGGACGACCCGAUGCUGAAAGGUCGAUCUAUCAUCAUUCUCGAGACUUGCGCUUCGAUCUGCUUCAUCUGCUCCUGGAUUGCUAUUUCGCUUCUGCGUGCUUCCGCGCAGGUACUCCGAACACCGCACGUUGGCAGCCUGCGAUCGUGGUACGCCCUCCUGGGUAGCGUCUGGCUGACAGUCGUAGUGGCAGUCAUCGAGACAGCCUUUUUGCUUCGAAGAAGCAUAGUUGCUUAUACGAAUGGCAAGACCGAUACGAAACCGAUAACAGAGCACGAAGACAAGCAACUUUUCGAUCAGAUCUUUGCUCACGUACAGAGGGUCGCCUCACCCAUACUUGCAUCCAGCGCGACCCUGCCGAGCUCCUUCAUGACCUUUUCGCCCGCAUCGAGCGAAGAGGUGAGCCCGACAGCCGAUAAACCUAAAACACCAUGGGCAUAGCAAAGCCUAGUCACAAAGUGCUUGUGAUUAGUCAAUAUGCUUGUU